CGUCGCGUCGUGCAUGUUUCGCUACAUACGUGCAAAUGGCGGACAUCGCGGUGUUUUGUGCGAUGUUUCUUCGCGAUUGACUUGGUUGUACUGUUGGUGCAACAUUCGACAAGCGUGGAAUAUAAGAUAGAAUAUCUCGAAUUAUAGUGAUUCGCAGAUUGUUCACAGUCAUGGUGAAGCUGCUAAAGAAGUUCUUCACCGGUGACAAGGUGUUUGCCAAAGUUCGAGGUUAUCCGCCAUGGCCAGCUAGGGUUGAAAAAGUUAAUGAUCCAAAUUCAAAAAAUGCCAGAUAUAGUGUUUUCUUUUAUGGUACAGGAGAAACAGCUGUUUGCAAAGUUGAGGAGCUUUAUUCCUAUACUGAAAAUAAAGACAAAUAUGGCAAACCAAAUCGACGAAAAUUCUUUCAUGAGGGCAUACAACAACUUGAACAAGAUCUUAAAAAUGAAAGAAAUAAAACUAUGGAUGAUAUUGCUGCUAUUAAAGAUGAUAUUUUGUCUAUAGGUGCUGCUUCAGCAGCAGAUCUGCCAACUGUUAGUGCUACAGAUAGUGACAUUGAAUCCGGUUCUUUAGUAAUAGAUGAAGGAGACAAAAAGAAAUUUUUAAAGAGAAAGCCUUUUACAUCUACGCCUAACACUUCUCAAGAUACUCCAGAAGUAAAGAAGAGACGUGGCAGAGCAAAAGCUUCAACUGAUAUAUCUAAACAAGAAGCUUUGGAUUCGCAAGGGGAAGAAUCACCUAAGGAAGUUGUUAGUCGCAGUGGACGCAAAAUUAAACCAAAACGUUUUGCAGAUUUUUCAAGUUCCGACGAAACCGAACCUAAUAUAGAGCAUGGACGAGGACGCAAAGCGAAAAAUGAAGAUCCUAAUGAGCAUCAGAUAACACCAAAUGUAAUACACAAAAAAAGAGCUGCUAUUGAAAAAAGAAAUAAUGUAGAUGAAGGACCGAUACUAGAUGGUACUAUAGUAUCAAGUACUACAUCUUCUGAUACGUCAAGCCGAGUUCUCUUAGCUCGUACAUUCGCUGGAGAACAUGUAGGCAUUAAACUUGAUGUAAACAGGCCGAAGUCAUUUGAAAGCGAGAAAGCUCGAGCGCAAUGGGACUGGUCAACCGCUAGAAAUGCUAUGAAGCUUAAAGCACAAUUAGAGAGUGGUGAGAUUUUACCUGAACAAGUAAAAGAUUCUUUAGAUUUUAAUGUACCCGUGCCAGAAGAUGAGAAAAAUCUCUCCAAAGACGGAGCUGUCCACCGUAAAACAUACAAACUAAGAUGGCUUCGUAUAGAAGCUCAGCUUUUACAGUUAGAUGCUCAAAUAAAAUCGAGUCUGGGGUUAGAUCGAGCUGAUACAGAUAGAUGCUUAGAAGCGAUGGAUAAUAUCUUGGCCCUUUCAAUUGAUCCUUUAAUGUUAAAGAAACAUCCUCACAUUGUGGAAACAGUGAAAAGACUGCGACGAUAUGUUGGCAAUUUGGGAGAAUGGAAACUAAGUGAAGAAGAAGGGGCUGUUUUUAAACAAAAGGCGGAACAGAUCAGACAAAAAGCUGAGCACAUAUACAACAAGUUCAAAGCUAUGUUUACCAUACCCGAGGGUCAGUCAUUUUGGCAAUCAUUUUCGAAUCAAGUGGUCCAUUUCAAAGAAUUAACGAAAAAUAUGUCUGAAGAGAAAGUAUUUUCACUGAUGUCCGAUCCUGCUGCUCCAGAUGCAGGUAGAUUGGAGAGUCCACCUACAGCAGAUGAAAGUGGUAGUUAUCCAGAUAUAGAUGUACCAGCUGAAGUAGAACCAGCAGCAGAACCAGAACCAGAACCAGAAUCAGAAGCAGAAAAUAAACCAGAAUCAGAACCUGAACAUGAAGUUGAAGCUGAGCCUAAAUCGAAAUCAAAAACAGAAACGGAAAGUGAAUCAAUAUCACAGGCACAAAGAAGAACAGAGCCCGAAAUUUUUGCUGAAACGGAAGUAGAAGCAGAAGUGCCUGCUAGCAAUGAGAGUCUUAAAGAUGAGGGAGCCAAGUAACAUAUGUAAACUUUAUCUGAUAAUAUUGUUUCUCUCUGGUACACCAUCAUGGUACUAAAAGACCGAAAGACUCAUAACUUACACAUCGGCCACAUUCAUCGAACAAUAUUUUAUAUUAUUACAAAUUUUUAUUCUUUCUUUGUAAUGAACAUGUUUAUUAUAAUUUGGAAAUUAGUAUCACAUGCAGAUGUAAUGUCUACAUUUAUAAAAGAAUGAUAAAGUUCGCAGAUUUAACUUUUUAUUUGGCGAAAUGUUAAUAAUAUAUAUUUUCUUUGUAUUAAACAGACACACGCGUUUACACUAUGUGUGUAUAUAUGUAUAUAUAUAUAUAUAAAUGUAUGUAUAUAUACACAUUAUGUGUACACACAUAUACUAAGUUAUAAGUAUAUGUAAUCAUGCGUUAAGCGUGAUAAGCAAUUAAUAAUAAGAGAAAUUUUAUUGAGAAUAUGUUAUUUAUGAGUUUAUUAUAACGUUCCCGAUAAAGAGUUAAAACUAAUUAUGUUAAAGUAAUAAAAAAUAGUAGACAUUAUGUCUUAAAAAUCAUAAAAUAAUUUUAUGAACUAUCAAUUUCGCAAAUGUCAAGAUUAAUAUCUUAAUAGAUGUGUUAUAUUUUC
Molecule: messenger RNA, 2617 nt
Organism: Pseudomyrmex gracilis
Lineage: Eukaryota; Metazoa; Arthropoda; Insecta; Hymenoptera; Formicidae
Gene: Jasper
Product: PC4 and SFRS1-interacting protein
Exons: 12
Coding region: 171-2003 (610 amino acids)
Biological process (GO): regulation of transcription by RNA polymerase II
Cellular component (GO): nucleus
Molecular function (GO): double-stranded DNA binding; transcription coregulator activity
Source: RefSeq, a predicted model, not a curated record